Sciurus carolinensis (gray squirrel) is the source of this 5255-nucleotide messenger RNA. RefSeq names its product aminolevulinate dehydratase (gene Alad). The coding region runs from base 213 to 1202 and encodes 329 amino acids. Gene Ontology annotation, cellular component: cytosol. NCBI's taxonomy places the organism in Eukaryota, Metazoa, Chordata, Mammalia, Rodentia, Sciuridae. Gene Ontology annotation, molecular function: zinc ion binding; porphobilinogen synthase activity. The transcript has 12 exons. Gene Ontology annotation, biological process: heme biosynthetic process. The record is from RefSeq and is a predicted model, not a curated record.
AGAGUGACCGCAAGGGGCGUGGCUUCCCUGCGGGUGAGGGCGGGCCGCGGGGGGAGCUGCUUCCGGGUGAGCCGCCCCGCCCCCACGUGGGCCCCGGGAGACUAGAGCCCGGGACUGCAGUGUCUGGAGCAGCGGUUCGGAGUCUUCAAGGAGGCGAGCUGAGCACACAGCAGACACCCCGAAAACCAGCUGUCUGUCUUCUGGCCCACACCAUGCAGCCCCAGUCUGUUCUGCACAGUGGCUACUUCCAUCCGCUGCUUCGAACCUGGCAGACAGCCGCCACCACUCUCAGUGCCUCCAACUUCAUUUACCCCAUCUUUGUCACGGAUGUUCCUGAUGACAUACAGCCUAUUGCCAGCCUCCCAGGAGUGGCCAGGUACGGCGUGAACCGGCUGGAAGAGAUGCUGAGGCCCCUGGUGGAAGAGGGUCUGCGCUGUGUCCUGAUCUUUGGUGUCCCCAGCAAAGUUCCCAAGGAUGAGCGGGGCUCUGCAGCCGACUCUGAGAAGUCCCCAGCUAUUGAAGCAAUCCAUCUGUUGAGAAAGACCUUCCCCAACCUCUUGGUGGCCUGUGACAUCUGCCUGUGCCCCUACACCUCCCAUGGUCACUGCGGACUCCUGAGUGAGAAUGGAGCAUUCAGGGCAGAGGAAAGCCGCCAGCGACUGGCAGAGGUGGCACUGGCCUAUGCCAAGGCAGGAUGUCAGGUAGUAGCCCCGUCGGACAUGAUGGACGGACGAGUGGAAGCCAUCAAGGAGGCCCUGAUGGCACAUGGACUUGGCAACAGGGUAUCAGUGAUGAGCUACAGUGCCAAAUUUGCUUCCUGUUUCUAUGGACCUUUCCGGGAUGCUGCUCAGUCAAGCCCAGCUUUUGGAGACCGCCGCUGCUACCAGCUGCCCCCUGGAGCCCGGGGCCUCGCCCUCCGAGCAGUGGACCGGGAUGUCCGGGAAGGAGCUGACAUGCUCAUGGUGAAGCCAGGAAUGCCCUACCUGGACAUUGUGCGGGAGGUGAAGGACAAGCACCCCGAGCUCCCCCUCGCUGUGUACCACGUGUCUGGAGAAUUCGCCAUGCUGUGGCACGGAGCCCAGGCUGGGGCAUUUGAUCUCAAGGCUGCCGUAUUGGAGGCCAUGACUGCCUUCCGCAGAGCAGGUGCUGACGUCAUCAUCACCUACUACACGCCUCAGCUCCUGCAGUGGCUGAAGGAGUAACGGAGUGUACAAGACCCAAGAACUAGAACUUGAGAAGGCUCCCCGGGCCUUGGAGAAGUGAAAACCAAAGUAAAGGCUGCUUUUAGAACUGUGCCCGGUGCCCUCUUCCUGCUCCCAUGCCCGGCCAGGACCCAGCGCCCUGGCUGGCUUUUGCCAGCUUGCUAAAUCUUACUGCUCCUGGUCACGUCCUCAUGGGCUCUCCAAGCUUCCCGCCCCUGCCUGAGCUCAGCCCUGAGGCUCAUCUGUCCACCCCCAGCUCUCCUCAGGUGUGGCUUCAGUUUGACAGCAACCAAGAGUCCCCAGGACAGGCUUGGUGGGGCCCAGGGUUGGGGCCUGGGAGAGGGGCUUGGAGCAUGGGGAUCUUGGAUCCUCAGAAGCUCUGGAAAGCCUGGGGCCUCCAGCAGUAGAGCUGGGUGCUGGGCCUGAGGCCUAGCUCGACAGCCCUGGGUGCAGAGCUGACCGUGCUAUGGUUCCACCUGACAGCGUUUCCCACACAAGUCAGUGGUUGCCAGGCUACCUGGGAGCUCCUGUGCUACUCAGCCUAGACCUGGAGAAGAAGGACUGGUGAAUGAGGACCAAAAUCCAGAAGCAAAGGGGGACUUCCUUACUGCUGGGGACACCACCACCACCAAAGGCUUUUUAUGCACAAGAUAGUUCUUGAGAACCUCUGCUCUGUGCCCAGGCACAGCACUGGGUGCCAGGAAUACAGCAGGACAGGCCACAGCUUGCCUCCUGGAAAUGAAACAAAGAGAAUGGGGAGACUGAUAAGAAAACAGACAGAGCAGUUACAAACUGUGAUAAGUACUUUGAAAAAGGAAGGGUCUCAGAAAAUAAAGGGAAGGACCCUCUCAGAGAAUGGUUGGGAGACCCUCUUCAAGGUUAAGACUGAGAGGGACAAGAAAAGACCCUUACAAAGAUGGAGGCCACAGAACAAAAAAGAAGAUGGUGUGUACCAUGACCCUGUGGUGGGAGGAGUUUGGCAGGGCUUUGGGAGCAGGUGAGGAAGAGGAUCGUGGGUAGAAAGGCCAAAUCCCACAUCUGGUAGUGAGCUUAGAUUUUAUUUCUUGUCUAAUGUGUGGCCACUGAAAGAUGUUACCCCCCUGUGCUGGAGGUUAAAUCAGGGCCUUAUGCAUGCUAGCCAAGCACCUCUGCCAUUGAACCACACCCCAAGUCGAAGGGGGGGGCAACUUUUGCCAAUGCUUUAAAUCCCUGGGGAGACUAAGGGGACAAAAGGAAACGGGAUGCCUUCAUGGGGUUCUAGCUUUGGCAACUUCACAAAUGCUUGCAGUUGUGCUAAGACUGACACGACAGAUCUCCUCCCAAUGAAAGUUAAGGCCCAGAUGAGGAGAAGCCAGUGUGCAAGUCUGCUUGCCCAUCUGCAAAGGGACAGGGCAUCCCCACUCUAGGGCCACAACAAGGUCAGUUCAGACCCUAAGACAACACAACCAUUUCCUUCCCCACACUGGUAGUGGUUAUUGAACCCAUAGGCACUUCACCGCUAAGCUAUAACCCUAGCCCUUUUUAAAUUUUUUUUAUAUUGAGACAGGGUCUCUAAGUUGCUGAGACUGUCCUCCAAUUUGGGAUCCUCCUGCCUCAGCCUCCUCAGUCCUGGGAAUACAGGCACCACCACACCUGACAGUACAGCCCAUUUUUAAAUGUAGAAUAAGUUAAUUCAUUUAGAAUUAUAAACUCCUGGCAGCUCCUACAGACAAUCCAGUCCCUUCCACCUCCUGGUGUCCUUCAUUAGAGCUGUGGCAACUCACCUUAAGACCUCAUCUCACCCGUUCUCAGCUUUCUGGAAGGUGACCAGCCAAAAUCAGAGCUUGAAGAGUCCCAAAGCUCCUUCCUGAGCCUGAGCCUGCACCUACAACCUAGGACUCACAUCGCUAGUCGGGAGAUAAGUUGCUGCUGAGCCCAAGAUAGACCAGACCAGAAACUAUCCGUCUUAGCUUCUGGGUCUCUGCCUUCUGACCCCUGCACUUAUUUCUGGUUAAAGUGAUUGAUGUGGAAGGGAAGGUUUGUCUAGUUAUCUCAGACCCAUCCUUGCUGAGCAAGUAUAGAGCCUGGUUGGUUCUAGGCACAGAGAUGGGAGACAGAUGGUGCCCUUUAAUACAAACCGUUCAAAGAAGGCAGACAAAUGUGUGGCCGGACCACUUGGGGAACAUGUGGUGAACACUGCACCACAUGAGGAUCAACGUCCCUGAGAACCAGGAAGCAGAUGCACCAAAGACUCAGAUGAUGUGAAAGAGGCUACAGGACCUGACCUGCUUUGGAGGAUCAAAAAUGUUUCCCUGAAGGAUUGACAUUUGGACGGGAGAUGAAGCUAUGAUUGGGCAAGAGCAUUCCAGGCAAAAGGAAAGGUUGUGCAAAGUCCCUGGGGCUAGAAGGAACUAGAGGAGCCCAAGGCUGGUGUGACUGGAGCACCAGGAAGAACAGAGGAAGAAUGACCUGCCCUUGCUAGAAGUAAUUUUAUCCCUGGACAGAGGACUCCGCUUUCACAGACUGGCACGACACAUGAUCCGACCUCCCAGCAUCACCACUGGGUUGAUGAGCAUUAAGGGCCUUUCUUAGUAAGACUUGAUUUUCUUGUUUCCCUCUCAAAUGUGCCAACUCAGACUGUAGCUUGUCCCUUCUACAGACUUUUUUAUCAGCUACUUCACUACCUAAGAGCAAAGAUCACCAACUGCCCAAAAGGAGAGGGGGAAUCCUGACCUGCUCCCUGCACCCUGCUCCCUGUUCCCAGCCCCAAUUCCAAACAUUAGAGUCUAUGACUUGCAGCAGACCAUGCCCUAGAUUGUCCUGGGAGCUCUUGGCUGCAAGUGACUGAAACCCAGUUCAGGAACGAAAAAGGAGCUGGCUGAUUUGCAUAACUGGAUCAUGAGAAGUUCAGAUGUGGGUGGAUCCAGGGUCAAAGCUUUCAUGGAGGACUCUGUCCCCUUCUAGUUCUCAUCCGGUUUUGCCACCACUCGGCAUUAUUCUCAGGUUGGCUUUUGCCACUUGGCAGCAACAUGAUCCCCACUAACUCUAGGUUUAAGUGGUCAUUAAGAUUUAUAAUCCCAGAGAAAGAUCCUUUCUGGUCUAUUAGCCACCUAGCAAAUCAGUUGCUGGCAAUCUCUGAUUGGACCUGCUUGGGUCAGAACCACCUGUUGGCUCAGUCACUGUGAACGAUGGAGUGGAAGGUGGUGCACCAGGGUUGGCUUGAUCUGCCUCAGGCUGCAGAGGCUGGCCAGGUCUCAGCUUUUGCACCAAUGGUUCCUUUGCCUGGAACAUAUCCCCCUAAAGUCUGUAUGGCUAUCUCCUUUUAUGUUGUUAAGACUAGCUCCUUAAAGAUGACCCCGUCAUUGUCUGCAUUUCAGGAUCAGUGGGUAUGAAAAAAGCCAAAAUAAGCAACCCCAAGCUCAUAUGUCAGCUGCAAGGUGUGUGUGGGGGGUGGGGGUAUCUCAGCUUCUACUUCUUUCAUCCUCAACACACCUUGACUUCCAUCUUGUGGCCACAGAUGGCAACCUCUGUUUCCUUCCAUCAGGUCCUCUUAGACAACAGGAAGAGAAGGGCAGUAACAGCAUGACCCUUCUUUAUACAGGCAAGAUCUAGAAGUUACAUCCUUUUUGUCCACACACCAUUGUUGGGGGUGGGGGCAUGUGCUCAGCUAAAACUGUAGGGUUCCAGAGGAAGGAAGAUAGAAAGAAUGGAUGUUGGAGGCAAUGGCCGUCUCUACCACAUGAAGUUUCUUGGAAUUACAGAAGCUGUGAUCAGAAUAUCAGGCAGGCCCUUGGAGAUCACUCAGUUUAACACUUACAGAUGGGGAGACAGACCCAGAGAAGAGACUUGUCCAAAAAUCACACUUCCAAUGGCAGACCAAGCCUCCUAACUCCAAGCCCAGAGUACAAAACUGGGGAAGGAUUUGUGAAGAGGCAAAGGGUGAGAGAUUGGUUUUAAAGGAAAUUUAUAUGUAUGAUAUCUGUAAUAUAUAUGACAAGGAAACAUUUGUGUAUAGUUGUGCAAAUAAGAAUAAAGGAAAACUUGACUAAUACACAUAUGAAAAGGUAUUAACUU